AUGAAAAUAACUCCUGCAGACUCAACCCUUGAUAUAUCAAGGAACCAAAACAGAAAUGACGCAAUGAAAAACUUUCAUUCAAGCCCCUAUUCCAAUGUGUCCAAAUUCAGAUCGCCAGACAGCACAGGAAACCCUGAAGAUGAUUAUUCAAACUAUCAGUCUUAUAUUGCAGAAGAGCUCAAUGAAGUCUACGCUGGAGCCCUACCAAAAGUCACCACAAACCUUAUCCGAAUAAGUCGACCGUUUAGACUGCGCUGGGAUUUAUUUAUGAUUCUUGUAGCCUUGUACAAUACGAUCACUACCCCUUUUGUGAUCGCUUUUUUCAAUGCUAUAGACCCGUGGUUUUUGGAGCUGAAUAUUGGGCUUAACUGUUUGUAUUACAUUGAUAUUGGGUUUAAUUUCUUUACCACUUAUAUAGACUCCAAGGAUGAUGAAAUUUUUGAGCACAAAAAAAUAAUUUGGCAUUAUCUGACAAGGCUGUUUUUUUAUGAUUUACUAUCAGCGCUGCCUGUUGGAGAGCUUAUGAUCCUUUCAGAUAAUGAUAUUUCAGAAAGAAAAAAACUCUGGCUUGCUUUAAAUAUGCUUAAAGUAAAUAAGAUAUUAACAAGGCUUGGGAGGAUGCUUAGAUUUGCUAGAACUAAAGAUUACGUUAAAGUACUUAUGAGACUUGCACAGUUGACUUUGUAUUUAAUGAUGUGGGUUCACCUCACUGCUUGUGUGUGGUUUUAUGUGAUACGAGAUGAUGAAGAAUGGAUCCCGACUCCAGACUUCUUAACGGGUAUCACACAUCUUUAUACUUCAGACACUGUUAAAAAGUAUGUAGUUGUAAUUUAUCAUGCUGUUUGGUUAUUAGUUGGAAAUGAUGUUGUCCCAAGAGAUGCGACGCAAGCUUGUCUUGGAUCAUUUUUGAUUCUCAUUGGAAGCAUAAUUACUGCAGUCCUCUUCGGAGAAAUGGUCGUCCUCAUGUCAAACCUGAGCAGAAAGCAAGAUCAAUUUCAAGAACUUCUUGAUGGAGCUAUGACAACGAUGAGCAGCAUGAAACUCCCUGACAGACUGAAAGGCAAAAUUUUAAUAAAUAAAAUGGCAUUCGGUUCGAGAGAAAUUAGCUCUGUAAUUUUCUCUCCCUCAUGGAAUUUUAUUUAUGGGGAUGGGUUUUCUCUCGAGAACUUCUGCACAGCAGUAGCUGCUUAACUUUGAGGAUAACCAAAGGAACAGCUCCUAGUGCGUUCAAGAUCUCGGGGUUUUACCCCUCAGCAUUUCUCCACGGGAAGAAGACCCUCAGGCGGAGCACGCGCAGAAGCUGAGUCAAGGCAAAGCGACGGCAACGCGCCGGGUGAGAUGUGCGGCGGCUAGGGGUGAAGCGUUGAUAGAAAGCUUGGCGGGUUGGGCUGACCACCGUGAUCCAAGAUGGCUCCGUGACGUCACUAGUUAGCUAAAAGUUCCAUUUUGGGACUGCGGCACUAGACACCUUAAAGACCGAACAAUUAAGUUAAGUUAAGAAAGCAAAAUUUUAGACUAUAUAGCUGUAACACAUAUGUCUUCAAGCUCUCAAGAAGAAUACGAAACUUUCAAGAAAUUUAUUUCUCCAUCAUUGCAGCAAGAAGUAUCAGCUUGCAUUUAUGACCCAAUUAUUUCAAAAAACCAUGUCUUACAAAAUGAAGAAAGAAUGUUUUAUAUGCUAGUCCACAGGCUUAGCAAUCGAUUUACUAAGCCUGAAGAUGAAAUUAUUACUGAAGGCGCUGAACCCGACAAUAUGUAUUUUUUAGUUAAUGGAGAAGUUCAAGUUUUUGUGACUGAUAAAAAUUUGAAAAAAAAUUCAGUCUGCUUUUUAAGUCCUGGGGCUCAGUUUGGAGAGCUUGGCUUGAUUUAUAAUAUUCAUAGAACAGCUUCAGUAAUCGGCUAUGGAUACUGCACUGUUGCAGAACUCAGUAAGAAAAAUUUCCAGUCAUUAGUUCUAUCAUUUCCAACCCUCGAAAACAAGCUUAUUAGAGCAAGCGAGGUAUAUGAUGAUCCAUGGAAAAAGUUUUUAUUGGAUUCUCUCUCACAAGCUGAAUAUUUCGAAGCUUUGCCUAAACACGUUUUUAGUGAGCUUGCUUAUCGCAUGGAAACUCUGAAGCUUGAAAAGGGUUCUUAUCUCUUUAAGCCUGGAGACAUUCCAAAAUACAUAUAUAUAGUUGCAUUUGGAGACUUAGAAAUUUCUGCGACAAUUAAUGAAAAGCAUUUGCAUUUAUUAAAAGUGCAUGAGAGAUUCCCAGAAAUUGAAAGUGAUCCUAGAAUUCCUAAAAAACACACAACUUUGGAAGACUAUAAGCCUUACUUUUUUGAUAUAUUCAAAGCUGAAUGCUUGAAGAAAAAGGCAGAAAUUGUCCCAAUAACGAAUCAAAAAGGCAUAGUAGGCUCCAUUCGGCUUGAUGAAGAGCUUCCUGAACAAACUUCUUUAAUAGGGGAUUACCCUCAAGAAAUCGUCAUAGGACAUGUUUCUCAAGGCGCCCUUAUCUCUUCAAAAUUCAUACAUGCAAAUAUCCCUUAUCUUUUUCAAUGCAAAGCACUAAAUGCAGUAACUGUGUAUGCAUUGAAAAUAAACAUUAUCAAGGAACUCUCACAUAGUCAUUCUGAUUUUAAAGGAGAAAUAAAAAUAAUUAAAGAAGACAUAAAAGGGAAGAAAUUCCCUGAAAUUGUGGAUGUCACUGAGCCUGAGUCUUCAAGCUCGCAGAAAGUGAGAAGACUUUGGGUUUCAGCAAUACUAAGAGUAAUCAGCACUCUCAGGCAAGAACGUAGAGGGGGAGUUGCAUUAUUACUACAAAUCACUUCAAAGCUAAAAGCCAUUAUAGCUUGUGAAGAGGCAAAUAAUUUUGAUCUUGCUGAAAAAGUAGCAAGAGGCGAUAUCCCACCACAUUAUAUUUUAGAAGACGGAACAUUAGACCCAGCCGCAAUCAAUUCCAGUAUAAACUCAACAUUACCUAGAAGCCACCCAAUUAUGCUUGCCUUUAAAGAAAUCCUGGAUUCGAUCACUCAGCCAGGUGGGAAUAUUGUAAAGCAGUAUAACUCGCUUGAAAAACGAAUUUUACAGCAAUCAAAGCUCAUUCAAAGCUAUGAAAAAAAUCUCAAUGAUGUAAAAUCAUCACUCAGAAAAAUCAUUGAAAAUCUUAAAGGAAAGCCUUUAGAGUCUUACCCCAAUCAACCAAGCCAGCCAAGAGGAACUAGUCAGCCUAAAGAGCAUCUCGAAUCAAGAGAGCCCAGAGAGCAUUUCGAAUUUAUUGAGCCUAGAGAACCAUCCCCUCUUCCUGAAACUAGUGAUAGGCCAAGAAACAAAGAAAUGCUGAAGCUUGAUAUACAAAAAGUAUAUAUGGCCCAAGAAGCAAGACAAAAGCGAAGAGAUGAAAGAAAACAAAAGAAAAUGCAAAUGAAAAAUGAUAGAGCUUCUGUCAAUGAAGCUGUAAUCAGGCCGAAGACUGAAGAAAACGAUUCAAAAGAUUUACUGUCUUUUAUUAAAGACAGCAAAGAGUAG
Blepharisma stoltei is the source of this 3508-nucleotide messenger RNA. NCBI's taxonomy places the organism in Eukaryota, Ciliophora, Heterotrichea, Heterotrichida, Blepharismidae. The record is from the annotation of a GenBank genome assembly.